AUGCAAUUGCUCCACAAUAAUAUAAAGUUCGUGAACCGAUUUCUCCCCCAUACCAAUCACUGGUUGAUUCUAGUUGCGUCGGUUCCGGUGUCUUUAUCAUGCGGAACUCUAUUCGUAUACUCCGUUUAUGGAACACAGCUAGCAGACAGAUGUCAGCUCGAUUCUUCUCAGGCCGCCAACUUGAACAUUAGUGCUACUAUUGGUACAGCUUUUGGUUCGGUGUUAGGUGGGUUUGUCACCGACAUCUACGGCACUCAAAUCCCUAUGCUAAUAUCAUGCUUUUCUAUUUCAAUAGGCUACUUGUGGCUCUAUUUUCAGUAUACUAGAGGACCGCAAAGUAGUUUGAUCCAGCUCUUGAUGGCUAUGUUUUUGGUGGGAAUUGGCUCAGUAGCAGGCUACUUCAGCUCUAUCAAGGCAGUUACCAUUAGCUUCCCUCUAUACAAGGGCUCAGCUCAGAGCAUCACAAUUGCAUCAUUUGCUAUAUCCAGUUUGCUCUUUCUGUACAUUGCCACAAAUACCUUUCAUGGAGAUGUAGGACGAUUCUUACGCUUCUUGUCUUUUGCCUGUGGUCUACUGAUCUUUAUCGGCUUUAUAUUUAUUCGUGUUGAUGGCCAUAUCGAUGCAGAAGUUGAAGACAACAUCGAGGACGCCACCGAACAUAAUGACCUCAAGCAUUUAACGCUUAAGCAGUCGUUCUCUCACCCGGUAUUCUGGUACCACUACUUCAUAUUUGCGAUUGUCCAAGGGUUGGGCCAGAUGUAUAUUUAUUCGGUAGGGUUUUUAUUGAAGGCCAUUCAUUACUACUAUACUCAUAAACCUGGACGACUCGAAUCGGAGAUACUAUCAUUAAACAAAUUGCAAGCGUUGCAUGUUUCGAUUAUUGCAAUUGCUUCGUUUCUUGGUAGAUUGUCGUCUGGUCCACAAUCAGAUUAUUUGGUUCAUAAACUCAACAGUCAGAGACACUGGGUUCUAGUUUUAGGAUUAUUCUUGAUGCUUGCUGGACACUUGUUGAGCUCAGUUCGUAUAAAUGCAAUAUUCUCAGAUUUAGAUACUGUGAACUUGUAUUUACUGGUGGUAUCAGCCUUGAUUGGUUACGCGUAUGGGUUUAGUUUCACCAGCUAUCCUGCCAUUAUAUCAGACUUGUUUAAUAUUAAAAAUUUUAGUUUCAUCUGGGGAGCGAUGUACACUGCAACUACGUUUGGCCUUACAUUAAUGACUAAAGUCUUUGGGUAUGUUUAUGAUGUAAACACUGUUCAUUGGGACGAGCACGAGAAAGAUUUCGUUUGCGCCAAGGGUUCCGAUUGUUACAACUUGACCUUUAGAAUCACUUCUGGUUUGACUUUUCUUGUUAUUGCUGCGAUAUUAGGCUACAUCUAUGAGAAGCGACCAAAGAAGUCCAUAUCGUUGUAA
This is a messenger RNA of Scheffersomyces stipitis CBS 6054, 1410 nucleotides long. Its product is annotated as putative permease. Gene Ontology annotation, biological process: transmembrane transport. Gene Ontology annotation, molecular function: transmembrane transporter activity. The record is from RefSeq and is a predicted model, not a curated record. The coding region runs from base 1 to 1410 and encodes 469 amino acids. The transcript has 2 exons. NCBI's taxonomy places the organism in Eukaryota, Fungi, Ascomycota, Pichiomycetes, Serinales, Debaryomycetaceae. Gene Ontology annotation, cellular component: membrane.